UUCCGCUCUUUCUCGGCCGCCAUCUUGGCCCGGGCAGGCUCUGGGCAGCGGGACCCGGCUGUAUUGUCUGAGGGGCCCGGGCGCUGCCCCCGCCCGCGCCCCCGCCCCGGGCACCCGGCCCAGUGACCGCCGCCCCCGCCCCCGGGGCCGCUCCGCACCGCCCGCCCCGCACACUGCACCCCCACCCCCGUCAUUUCCCCCUUUGUCUCCCCCGCGCCGCCGGCGGCUCCGCUCCGCCCGCCCGCCCCGGGACCGGGCGGCGCCGGGGAGGGUCCGGCGCCCCCCCCCCGCCCCAGCCCGCCCUCGCAGCGAGGAGAGCCCGGUCAGGUGUGAGGGAACGGAGGCAGAGGAUUCCCGCCUGUCAGGGUAGCAUGGACAGACCUUAGCUGGCUGCUGUGCAGCUCAGCCCCCUGUGCCCCAGCACUGCUCCCUCCUGCAGGGUCUCCUGCUCGGGAAAACUUUCACUUCAGGACUCUGCAAACUCACAAUCACAACUUGUCAUCCAUCUAGCCCUUUGCCUGUGGAAGGUUCCUGAGGCAGCUGGAAGACAGCAGUAGCUGAGGUGGCCUAACGCUGGGAUGUAGGCAGGGACUGGAGCCCUGGAGCUGUGCUUAGACAGGAGGGGAGAGAGCAGGAUAUGAGCCUUCCUGUGUGCCCUGGGCUCCCCCAGGGGCUGUGACAGAGCCCUGAGGGGGUGUUCUGCAAGGAGAAUUGCCUGUGGAGGAUUGUGCUUGAAACUUGUCCAAUGAGUCUGAGACGGCCAAGCACCAUUCAUUUUGGAGGAAAAAGAUGGAGUAUUGCAUGCUGGGAACAAGUGCUUUCCAUAAGGUCCAGCAGCAGCUCAUGAUGCCCCGUAAAGCUUUUCUUUCCCAGAAAGAAAAGCAGGCUCGUGCCAGGGAAAGGGAUAUGUUAAAAAAGAGGAGGAGGCGACAAGACUAUCUCAAAAGAAGCGUGGAGCCACAGAAAAAUACAGAAACAAUCAAAUGGCACAGGGAUGAUGAGAAGAGGAGAGAAAAUGAGCAAGUUAAGGACAAGGAUAUCAAGAAGCGGUGGAGACAGGAUGAGAGAGAGCGACGGAGGAGUGUGGACGCUAUGAACUGGCACAGGGAAGAGGAGAAGAGGGAAAAUGAGCGAGAAACUAUGUUCCAACUUCCUGUCAACAACCUUGGCAGUUUAAGAAAGGCCCGGAAAACUGUGAAAAAAAUACUUAGUGACAUUGGUUUGGAAUACUGUAAAGAACAUAUAGAAGAUUUUAAGCAGUUUGAACCUAAUGACUUUUAUUUGAAAAACACUACAUGGGAGGAUGUGGGACUGUGGGACCCAUCGCUUACAAAAAACCAGGACUAUCGGACAAAGCCCUUCUGCUGCAGUGCGUGUCCCUUCUCCUCGAAGUUCUUUUCAGCCUACAAAAGCCACUUCCGGAAUGUUCACAGCGAAGACUUUGAGAACAGGAUCCUGCUCAACUGCCCCUACUGUACCUUCAACGCCGACAAAAAGACUUUGGAAACGCACAUUAAAAUAUUCCAUGCUCCCAAUGCCAGUACACCCAGUGGAGGCAUCAGCACUUUCAAAGAUAAAAACAAACACGAGAGCCUUAAACCCAAGCAGGCUGACAGUGUGGAACAAGCUGUUUAUUACUGUAAGAAGUGCACUUACCGCGACCCGCUCUACGAAAUCGUUCGAAAGCACAUUUACAGGGAACAUUUUCAGCACGUUGCUGCUCCUUACGUAGCCAAGGGAGGCGAAAAGUCCCUCAAUGGUGCAGUUCCAUUGAGCUCCAGUGCCCGAGAGGAGGGGGGUAUCCACUGCAAACGAUGCCUUUUCAUGCCGAAAUCCUACGAAGCUUUAGUGCAGCACGUGAUCGAAGACCAUGAGCGGAUCGGAUACCAGGUCACGGCCAUGAUCGGUCACACCAACGUCGUGGUGCCCAGGUCGAAACCUUUGAUGCUCAUAGCUCCCAAGCCCCAGGAUAAAAAGCCCAUGGGACUCCCUCAGAGGAUGGGUGCCCUCUCCGCCGGCAGCGUCCGCUCGCUCUCGUCCCAGCAGAUGAUGAACAGACUCACGAUACCAAAGCCCACGUUAAACUCUGCAGGAGUCAAUAUGAUGUCAAACGUUCACCUACAGCAGAACAAUUACGGGGUUAAAUCGGUGCCCCCCAGUUACGUUGGUCAGCCAGGGGGGAGGCUCAGCCUCAGUGGCAAUGCACCUGUUUCUCUUUCCCAACAAUCACAGAGCAUGAAACAGUUUUCAGCAAGCGGCAAUGGCAGGCCUUACACUCUGGGAGGGGAGCAGAGGUCCCAGGCCUCAGGCAGGUACUCUCUGCAGUCUGCCAACUCCUCGCUGUCGGCGGCGCAGCUCAAGCAGACGUCGCUGUCGCAGUCCCAAGCAGCGUCCAGAGCUCUGGGUCAGUCUGGCUCCAAAUCCCCCGUGGCUGCUACAGGGCCUUCUGCUGUCAACACCUCGUCCACGCAGAAGUGGAAAAUCUGUACAAUCUGCAAUGAGCUGUUCCCCGAAAACGUGUACAGCGUUCACUUUGAGAAGGAGCACAAGGCCGAGAAGGUGCCCGCGGUGGCCAACUACAUCAUGAAAAUCCACAACUUCACGAGCAAAUGUCUCUACUGUAACCGCUACCUGCCCACGGACACGCUGCUCAAUCACAUGCUGAUCCACGGGCUCUCCUGCCCCUACUGCCGCUCCACCUUCAACGAUGUGGAGAAGAUGGCUGCCCACAUGCGCAUGGUGCACGUGGACGAGGAGAUGGGACCUAAGACUGACUCCACGCUGACCUUUGAUUUGACAUUGCAGCAGGGCAGCCACACCAACAUCCACCUCCUCGUCACCACCUACAACCUGCGGGAUGCUCCUGCCGAGUCCGUCGCUUACCACGCUCAGAACACGCCCCCGGUCCCACCCAAACCGCAGCCCAAAAUCCAGGAGAAAUCGGAUGUACCCGUCAAAAGCUCUCCACAGGCAGCAGUGCCCUACAAAAAAGAUGUGGGGAAAACUCUGUGUCCUCUGUGCUUUUCAAUCCUGAAAGGGCCCAUCUCUGACGCGCUGGCGCAUCACCUCCGGGAGAGGCACCAGGUGAUUCAGACGGUUCACCCCGUGGAGAAGAAGCUGACCUACAAGUGCAUCCACUGCCUGGGCGUGUACACCAGCAACAUGACGGCCUCCACCAUCACACUGCACCUGGUGCACUGCAGGGGCGUGGGCAAGACCCAGAACGGGCAGGACAAAGGGACGUCGUCCCGGCUGGGCCAGUCCCCGGCGGCCGCGCCCGUCAAACGCGCCUACGAGCACAUGGACUUCCCCCUGAUGAAGAAGAGGAAGAUCGACGACGAUGACUCCCCCUCUGCCUUUGAGGAGAAGCCCGAAGAACCUGUAGUUCUAGCACUGGACCCCAAGGGUCACGAAGAUGAUUCGUACGAAGCCAGGAAAACAUUUCUUACAAAGUAUUUCAAUAAGCAGCCCUACCCCACUCGGAGGGAGAUCGAAAAGCUGGCAGCCAGUUUGUGGCUCUGGAAAUCUGAUAUCGCAUCUCACUUCAGCAACAAAAGGAAGAAGUGUGUUAGGGAUUGUGAGAAAUACAAACCCGGGGUGCUGCUGGGCUUCAACAUGAAGGAGCUGAACAAAGUCAAACACGAGAUGGAUUUUGAUGCUGAAUGGUUGUUUGAAAACCACGACGAGAAGAAUUCCAGAGUCAAUGUCAGUAAGACUGUUGAUAAAAAGAUCAACUUAGAAAAAGACAAUGACAGUUCCUCAGACAGCUACGAAAACCUGGAGGAGGAAUACACCGAGAGCCGCAGUCCCUUUGGCCAGCACGUCUCUGACAUGGGUGGGAAAGCCUCGUCCAACAGCUCCGUGCAGAACCCCCAGGACAGCAUAGCCAAGGAAAUCAUGGAGGAGAACACCUUACAGGCUCCAGAGAAGGCUGAGCAAAAGCCAGAGGAAAGCUCUAAAUAUGAAGAGAUGAUUGCUGCUGAAGAGCCAGGAAAACUGGUAGGUGACGUUUCAGAUAGUGAAGGGGAUCAGGAUGAGCAGGAUGAUGCAGUGGAAUGGAAGGAUGGAGCUUCCCAGUCUGAGAGCGGGCCUGGCUCCCAGCAGGUGUCGGAUUUUGAAGAUAACGCAUUGGAGGUAAAACCAGAAGUGUGGACAGAUGAAUCUUCCCAAAGCGAAGAUGCUGGGAGCAGUAAACCCACUGUGGAGGCCAAGGGGGGUGGAUCUGAAAGUGAUGAAGAGCAGUCAAAGUGGAAGAAUCGUUCCUAUGGAAAAGUAGAAGGGUUUUGGUCCAAGGACCAGUCGCAAUGGAAGAACAGCUCCGAGCUGGAGGAGAGCCUGGCCAGCGAGCAGAUGGAGUGGCAGAGCAGCACAAUGGACAGCGAGGACGGCGACGGCUUCGGGGCCGUGGGGGCAGAGCCCAUGCACGGCAGCCUGCCCGGGGUGGAGCUCAGCAGCCAGCAGGCGUGAGCAGGGGGCACUGCCCCAGGGGGCACUGCCCUGAGGGUGGCACUGCCCCAGGGGUGGCACUGCUCCAGGGGGGCACUGCCCUGAGGAUGGCACUGCCCCGAGGGUGGCACUGCCCUAGGGGUGGCACUGCCCCAAGGGUGGCACUGCCCCAGGGUGGCACUGCCCUGAGGAUGGCACUGCCCCAGGGAGACACUACCCCAGGGGUAGCACUGCCCUAAGGGUGGCACUGCCCCAGGGGUAGCACUGCCCCAGGGGUGGCACUGCCCAGGGUGGCACUGCCCAGGGUGGCACUGCCCUAGGGGUGGCACUGCCCCAGGGGUAGCACUGCCCUGAGGAUGGCACUGCCCUGAGGAUGGCACUGCCCCAGGGAGACACCACCCCAGGGGUAGCACUGCCCAGGGUGGCACUGCCCUAAGGGUGGCACUGCCCUGAGGGUGGCACUACCCCAGGGAGACACCACCCCAGGGGUAGCACUGCUCAGGGGUAGCACUGCCCAGGGUGGCACUGCCCUGAGGGUGGCACCGCCCCAUGGUGGCACUGCCCCACGGUGGCACUGCCCCCUGCCAGCUGCCUCCUGGGAUCCCCUGCAGUUGAGGGCUGGCAGUGCUGCUGCCUGGGCACAGUUCCUGAAUGUGAAAUGGCUGCACUGCUGCUCCAGGCUGCACAGGAGAGCAGCAGAGAUUCCUGGAUCUGCAUUUCCACCCUCCCACCUGCCCAUGUUGAGUUGUGUCUCUCCAGGCCCCUCUCCCUGUAUAGCAGACUCUGGGGACACGAGUUUUCAUGUAUCAUUCUGAAUAGUUGAAAUGUAUAUUUGUACAGUCUUUUAGACCUAUUCAAGUGAAGCUUAUGGAACUGUUCUUGUGUACCCAUCAUAGAUCUGUUUCUCUUUUUUAGUGUUGCCCUGCUGUGUAAUAAAUGCUGUAUCUAGUUUCCCUAGCAAAGCUUGAGACUGCUCUAGUAUCAAUUUUGACAGACUUAGUUUUUGCACAUAACCUUGUACAAUCUCCAACCAGAGGCCAGCAACAUAAAAAUAUAUCUGGACUCUGUUGUAUUAUAGAAUUUUCUUGUUCUGAAUAUCCUUGACAUGACAACUGAUGAAAAACAUAUUUCAGAGCCAUUUUCUGAAAUCUUUUAAGCUAAAAAAGAAAAAUCACAUGCAAGAAACAAGUUUGCAGCUACUAAUUUUGACACCUUUUAGAUCUGUAUAAAAGUGUAUUGUGUUGAAGCAGCACACAGACAAAGUGCUGGGUUUGGAUAUUUAGUUUUAUCUUUAGUUAACACCAACAAGGUGUUGUAUUCAUUUAUACCAUCUAAUAUAUGACACACUGUUGUAGUAUGUAUAAUUUUGUGAUCUUUAUUUCCCUUUGUAUUCUUCAUUUAAGCAUCUAAAUAAAUUGCUGUAUUGUGCUUAAUGUAAA
Oenanthe melanoleuca is the source of this 5885-nucleotide messenger RNA. It is a transcript of the gene ADNP, whose product is annotated as activity dependent neuroprotector homeobox. Gene Ontology annotation, cellular component: nucleus. NCBI's taxonomy places the organism in Eukaryota, Metazoa, Chordata, Aves, Passeriformes, Muscicapidae. The record is from RefSeq and is a predicted model, not a curated record. Gene Ontology annotation, molecular function: DNA binding. The coding region runs from base 790 to 4467 and encodes 1225 amino acids. Gene Ontology annotation, biological process: regulation of gene expression. The transcript is spliced from 9 exons.